Messenger RNA from Lates calcarifer (barramundi perch), 1660 nucleotides. It is a transcript of the gene elp6, whose product is annotated as elongator acetyltransferase complex subunit 6. The record is from RefSeq and is a predicted model, not a curated record. Gene Ontology annotation, biological process: tRNA wobble uridine modification. Gene Ontology annotation, cellular component: elongator holoenzyme complex. The transcript is spliced from 7 exons. NCBI's taxonomy places the organism in Eukaryota, Metazoa, Chordata, Actinopteri, Centropomidae. The coding region runs from base 231 to 1046 and encodes 271 amino acids.
AAUUGUAUUUUUACUCUUCGUUUGUAGCAUGCUACCUGACGUUAGCACAACAGCUAGCAGACAAAAAAGCUAGAAAGACUACUCAUUAAAAAAGAAUAUCUUACGUAACAGUUAUACCCAUGAAUAACACAACUUUUUAGAGUAUCUCCUCUCAACAACUCAUAUUUUGUGACGUUAUUUUAGCUCACUUAUAAACUGUUUAUGUUGUGCUAUUUACAGUUAGCUUAGCUAUGUAUACAGAGCUCAACAGCAUCCUGAGUACCACUCCCGACAGCUUCACACAGGGAGAAUUUAUUUUAUUAUCAGACAGAAAGAGUGAUGCCUCUUUUCUCAUCCACCAUUUCCUCUCUUUUUACCUACGAGCACGGUGCAAAGUGUGUUUUCUGGGCCUGGUGCAGUCCUUCAGUCACUACAGUGCAGUCAGUCAGAGACUGGGUAUAAGUCUUACACAAGCGAAGGAGAAAGGUCAGCUGAUAUUUCUUGAGGGACUGACAGAGUCACUGUCUGUUUUGAUUCCUCAAGUAACCAGCACAGGAAAUAAAGCCAUGGACUUCCUCAGGGAUCCCUCAGUCGGCCUGCGUAGUUUAUACGAGUUUGUCCAGUCUAGUGUAACAAGUUCUGGUGGUGGGGAGGAGGAGUGGGGACCCCCAGUGUUGCUGGUGGAUGACCUCAGUGCGCUGCUGAGCCUGGGGGUGAGCGCUGGAGCCGUGUUGGACUUCAGCCACUACUGCCAAGCCACAGUCUGUUCCCAGCUACAGGGCAACAUGGUGAUGCUGGUACGGUGCGAUGGGGAAGAAGAGGAGGACGACUGGGAUGAUGGCGGCUCAGAGCUGCUCCUGAAGGGCCUGACCCACCAGUGUAGCCUCACUCUUCAUGUACAGGGUCUCCCAACUGGCUACUGCAGGGACAUACAUGGGCAGGUGGAGGUGUGUUGGAGGAGGAGGCAAGGUGAUGGACAGAACACACAGAAGAAGCUCUUUCAGUACAAGGUCCAUGAUAAAGGAGCCUCCUUCUUUGCUCGAGGGACAUCCAGUGCUGUUCUCUAGAUUCAACUUUCAGUGUCCUCUUGUACCUUUUGUUGUAAAAUGUGACUCUUAUGUUGGCUGGUUACUGCCACAGUGGGCGGUGAAUUGGACAAAUUUUACCAGCCAUAGCCAAGCUUCACAUUUGGCGGGUUGCAUGUGUCAGUGACCCAGUGACUGUCUGGAGGAAGAACACAGCGAUCCUGCCAGCUGAUAGCCUGGUUCCAGACCUCAGAAUCACUGCCCACUUCACAGUUGUUGUUUUUUUUUUUAUUUUGAUGAAUCAGUUUUUGUGUGCUGACAGCAGACAUUUACAUUUUUAUGUCCUGCCACAAUGGUACACAGUAUGUGGGACAUUAUGUUGUUAAGCUAACUUAUGAACACAAUAACUUAAGAACAAUAUAUAGUAGAAACUUGAUAUUUACACCACAAGUAUUCUAUAUGGACUAUAUGAUUUGAUUAGAUUUGGUGUGCCUUGCUGCAACUUUGUGUAUUAAUUAGGUAAAAAGGAGACUAUGGUUGGACAUUUAAGUGAUCCAGGUGCCUCUUAUUCAUGCUUAUGGAAAAUCAGAUGGACUGACUGACCAGAAACGCCACUGGAUGUUCUAUAAAAUAAACAUUUUAAUAAGGCUGUCAAA